ACCCCUCCCUCUGCAGAGUUGGGAGCUCUUUCUUUUUCUGCGACCAGCUCUCGCCUUGACAGCCGACACUGGCGCAGAGUCUGAGCAAAAAUCUUUACCUUAUUUUUCUGUCAUAUAGCGACCAUCCACACCCUCAUCUUCCACUCAUCAUCUUCCGGAGACAAGCGCUGGAGCGGCCUCGUCUAGAAUGGGGAACCGAGACGACGAAUACGAUUUCUUGUUCAAAGUUGUAUUAAUUGGAGACUCAGGUGUUGGAAAGAGCAACCUGCUCUCUAGAUUUACACGAAACGAGUUCAACCUCGAGAGCAAGAGUACCAUUGGGGUGGAGUUCGCCACACGCAGCAUCCAGGUGGACAGCAAGACAAUAAAGGCUCAGAUCUGGGAUACAGCAGGACAGGAACGAUACAGAGCCAUUACUUCGGCAUACUACAGAGGAGCUGUGGGGGCACUCCUAGUGUACGACAUAGCAAAACACCUGACCUAUGAGAAUGUGGAGCGCUGGCUCAAGGAACUGAGAGACCACGCCGACAACAACAUCGUCAUCAUGCUGGUCGGCAACAAAAGCGACCUGCGCCACCUCAGGGCCGUGCCCACAGAUGAAGCGCGGGCCUUUGCAGAGAAGAACAAUCUGUCAUUCAUAGAAACCUCAGCCUUGGACUCAACAAACGUUGAAGAAGCCUUCAAGAAUAUUCUUACAGAAAUCUACCGGAUUGUAUCGCAGAAACAGAUUGCUGAGCGAUCUGCCCAUGAUGAGUCCCCAGGAAACAACGUGGUGGACAUCAGCGUUCCUCCGACCACGGAUGGCCAGAGGGGGAGCAAGCUGCAGUGCUGUCAAAACCUGUAAGCCCCUGGAAAACUGUCCUGCCUCACCUGGGCCGAUUAUUACCUGAAAUCCACUUGUGCUGACGCGCUUUUAAUUACACUGGGUGCAACAAGUCAGAACGUGCAUGUCAGUGAAGUCGGUUCCAUUAGACCACAACAUGAGUUUGAUUUCAAGUAGCAAUCAGACCCAGGUAUGGUCAGAAAAUUCUGGCACAAAAACAGGACUGAGGGUACACCCUGAGCAGCUACCAGGUAGUUAACAUGAUAGCGUAGCAGAUUAGCCUUGUCUGAGACCUUGUAUGCCUAGACGUCUCUUUGGUAGACUGUUAUUCUCCCAAACUGAAGGCCUGGGUUUAAAACCCUGCCAGUUUCACUGGGAUCAGCAGUCCUGUCUUUGGGCCUUUCUCCUUCAGUCAUCAUCUCAAAAGUGGUUGUGACGCUGCUGACGCUUAUUUUGCUUUGUGUAAAAUAUAUUUUUUUCAGUUCGUUUUGUUUUGAUAGCUUGUCUGCUCACGCACAUUAUAUUAAUGCCAUGGAAAUAAAUUUUACAAUAUUA
This is a messenger RNA of Girardinichthys multiradiatus, 1378 nucleotides long. Its product is annotated as ras-related protein Rab-11B. The record is from RefSeq and is a predicted model, not a curated record. Lineage: Eukaryota; Metazoa; Chordata; Actinopteri; Cyprinodontiformes; Goodeidae. The transcript is spliced from 5 exons. The coding region runs from base 188 to 844 and encodes 218 amino acids. Gene Ontology annotation, molecular function: GTPase activity; GTP binding. Gene Ontology annotation, cellular component: recycling endosome. Gene Ontology annotation, biological process: regulated exocytosis; constitutive secretory pathway.